Syngnathus typhle (broad-nosed pipefish) is the source of this 2593-nucleotide messenger RNA. It is a transcript of the gene dapk2b, whose product is annotated as death-associated protein kinase 2b. Gene Ontology annotation, molecular function: ATP binding; protein serine/threonine kinase activity. NCBI's taxonomy places the organism in Eukaryota, Metazoa, Chordata, Actinopteri, Syngnathiformes, Syngnathidae. Gene Ontology annotation, cellular component: cytoplasm; nucleus. The transcript is spliced from 10 exons. The coding region runs from base 213 to 1622 and encodes 469 amino acids. The record is from RefSeq and is a predicted model, not a curated record. Gene Ontology annotation, biological process: positive regulation of apoptotic process; intracellular signal transduction; protein phosphorylation.
GGGCCCUUUUUCAGAAGGGGAGGGAGGGAGGCAUCAAUGGGAGGGCCUUGGAAGUCACACAAAAGUGUGAUGCUUCUGCCAUGGCGUGACACAAGACCAGACAACACAAGAGGCUGAGUGAGGACACCGCGGAGCAGCUUCUGCAUCUCAAACAAGGGUAGCCAAGUGGAUUUAGCGGCACCCACACUGUGUGGAGGAGAUCAUCCAUAUCAAUGAGGACACCUGGGAUGGCACUUUUCAAGCAGCAGGCUGUGGAGGACUUCUAUGACAUCGGGGAGGAAUUGGGAAGCGGCCAAUUUGCGGUGGUCAAGCGUUGCACGGAGAAGAGCACGGGCCUCGUAUUCGCCGCCAAGUUCGUCAAGAAGCGGCAGAGUCGGGCCAGCAGACGCGGCGUGAAGCGCGAGGAGAUCGAGAGGGAAGUGGACAUCCUGCAACAGCUGCAACAUCCUAACGUGGUGGCUCUUCACGACGUCUACGAGAACCGCACCGACGUGGUGCUCAUCCUUGAGCUCGUUUCCGGCGGAGAGCUUUUCGACUUCCUGGCUCGUAAGGAGUCGCUUUGUGAAGAGGAGGCCACUCAGUUUAUCAAGCAGAUCCUGGACGGUGUCCAGUACCUCCACUCCAAGAGGAUUGCGCAUUUUGACCUCAAGCCAGAAAAUAUAAUGCUACUGGACAGGAACGUUCCCCUUCCCCGCAUUAAAGUGAUCGAUUUUGGAUUAGCGCACAAGAUGGAAGCCGGAGCGGAGUUUAAAAAUAUUUUUGGAACUCCUGAAUUUGUUGCUCCGGAGAUUGUUAAUUAUGAGCCUCUGGGGUUGGAGGCUGAUAUGUGGAGCAUUGGAGUCAUCACGUACAUACUUUUGAGCGGCGCCUCACCUUUCCUGGGUGAGACAAAGCAGGAAACGUUAGGGAACAUCUCAGCCAUGAGCUACCAAUUUGACGAGGAGUUCUUCAACAACACCAGUGAGCUGGCCAAGAGCUUCAUCAGACAGCUGCUGGUGAAAGACACAAGGAAACGAAUGAACAUACAAGAGGCGCUCAACCAUCCGUGGAUUAAGUCCUUCGCCGCCCCGGAUGCUGAGCAGAAAGCCGAGGAGUUGAAGACCAAACGUCUCAAGGAAUACACCGUCCAGUCCCGUUCCAGCAUGACCGCAAACAACUCCUACGCCAGCUUUGAACGAUUUGCCCGCGUGGUGGAGGACAUCGCUUUGAUGGAGAGCGAGGUGACACAGGUGGCGGGGGCCCGCCGUACCUUGCGAGAUGACCUGGAGGCUCUGCUCGACAUUUAUAACGACAAAGAAGCCUGGUACAAAGAGGAGAACGAAAGCACCAGGAGGCAACUCUCCCGAGUCCGCUACGAGUAUCGCAAAGUGGAAGCCACCAGGAGGCUGUUGAGGGAAGACCUGUCGGGCGUGGGCGCCAACUUGGGAAGCAUCAGCGAGAAGUACCAGGAGAGGGAAAAUCAGAUGGACGCGCUGAGGCAGGAGCUGAACUCGGAGCUGCAGUGGCUGCAGGAGGUGGUUAGCUCUUUGGAUCCACAGGGAGCACACGAGAGCUGUCUGGACAUAGCGCUGAAGGAGCUGCUGCAUCAGGGGACCCCAAAACCCCUCACAGAGUCAAAUUGAUAAGAGGAGAGACUUUGGGGUGUGAUGACUUUUGACAUGGUUUUGGAUACUUGACACAUUGCUUGUGGAAGCAAGUUAGACUGAAGUCCCUGUAAAGUCAAAGUAAAUUCUUCUAAUGUGACAUAAAUUUGGAUGAUUGAAACAAAAAUUGGCUUCAGAAUGGUGAAAAAUCAAAUUGGACAGGGCUUAAAUGGAGGCGCUAGCCACCAGCUAGCUUGUGAGCUAACGGGUCUUUUCCUAGUCAAAAAUAAUUAAGAAUUCACUUUACAGGGUCUUUAAAAAGGAUGCUUUUUCUUUGUAUUUCUUUAUAUCUGACAUUUGUUUUCGGAUUAAGGUAUUGUCAGUUCUUAUGUCUUCUUCCACGUCAGACUGAUUCAAGCAUGUCCUUCUGGAACCUAAUGGGGCCCAUAAACAGGUCUUUCCAGCAUAAACAUGUCCAAAGUGCAAAGUGGAGAACAUUGGUUUCAUGCUCCCAGUACAUUUGAUUAUUUUUCGCUCUGAGAUGUGUUAAGCAAGCCCGAUGGAUUGGAGGCAGACUCUGAUAGGUUUGAAUUUUGGCAAGUGGAGGCUGUGAAUGUUGUGUUAUCCAUUAUUUAUGGCUUCGCUGUGUUCUGAAUGCCCGAGUGUAAAGCCAAUCUUUCUAAUGGAAUUACACUUUUAAUUUGUUUUUCAUUCCAUUUUUUUGAUUUAGUUUGUAACUUGGCAAGCAAUUAAGUUACCUUUGCCAUGAUGUUGAUUUGUUGGUUUGCUUCCUUUUUCAAAAAUCUCUUCUUAGUAGAAAUAUUACUUCUUUUAUUUAUGUAUUUAUGUAUUUAUUUAUUUAUUUAUUUUGCAGAAUAUUUAUUUCUUGGCUAUAUUUUGGAAAACUCCAAGCAUAUAAAAAUGCAUUUAUCAGUUACAAUGUGCACUUUUUUGACUUCUGUGAAAACAUUCACAAUUUUUAAAUUCCCCAAUUAAAUAGUUUCAUUGAA